GGUGGCCGCUCUCAGGUUUCUCUCUGCUACAAUAUACGAGAUUUGCCGAGAGCUAGCGAUGCUCCUCGAGCGAUCUGGCGCGCGGAUUCAAAAUCAUUUCAAGUUUAUUACACGGAUCAGAUUUACGAUGCGAGAUGCUGAUGAAAAUUAAUCGUUUCUUUCGUUGCAUUGCACGAAGAUGGACAUCCGACGUGGUCACGUGCAUGUGAAUCGCGACGAGCUCUCCGGUUUUCGGCAGCCCGUGUCGACUGCUAUUUGAAAGAUGGCUUUCCGCUUGCUGCGUGGAUCACCGUGGAUGUCCGUGGCGGGAAAGAGGUCAAAUGUAUCGCAGUCUACGAUCUUCGUGCUCGUCAAGCAAAACACGAAACCCCGGGCAUUCCACUCGCAGCAAGAAAAAUGGAGAUUGCACGAGAGGACGAGGUUCCUAACCUGUACAGCUCUCCUCUCCGGCGGUCUCGGUUACGCUCUGUAUAACUGGAAGGAUGACAUACGGCGGAAAAUCGGGAACUUGGGCAUCCCAAAUUACGCCGUUACGCACGCUCUUUCACCACCGUCGUCUAACAAUCGUCAGAACAGGGAUAAGUACAAUUUUAUAGCGGAUGUGGUGGAGAUAUCGGCACCGUCCGUAGUGUACAUUGAAAUCAAGGAUAACAUUAGGAUAGAUUACUUUACAAAGAAAUCAAUCACCACUAGCAAUGGCUCAGGAUUUAUCAUUAGUUCAGAUGGUUUAAUAUUAACAAAUGCUCAUGUUGUAAUAAAUAAGCCUAAUACGUCAGUGAAGGUGCGGCUUUAUGAUGGCAGCACGUAUACCGGAGUGAUAGAAGACAUAGACAUGCAAAGCGAUCUCGCUACUGUGCGGAUAAACAAGACCAAUCUACCGGUGAUGAAACUCGGCAGCUCGUCUAGUGUUAGACCAGGGGAGUUUGUGGUGGCCAUUGGCUCUCCACUGGCCCUUAGCAAUACCAUAACAAGUGGCAUAAUCAGCAGCGUGAAUAGACCAAGUCAGGAACUCGGGUUGAGUAACUCGCGCAUGGGAUACAUCCAAACGGAUGCAGCAAUCACUUUUGGAAAUUCAGGUGGACCGCUGGUGAACCUGGAUGGAGAGGCGAUAGGAAUAAAUGCAAUGAAAGUGACAUCCGGCAUUUCGUUCGCGAUACCAAUCGAUUACGCGAAAGAAUUUUUGAAGAGGACCGAGUCAAAUAGAAAGAGUAAAAGCUCACGGCACAUUCUGGACGUACCGAAAAGAAGGUACAUGGGCAUCACGAUGCAAACUCUAACGUCCGACAUUUUGUUUGAAAUACUGCAGGACAAGGAUUCUCUGAACAUCAAGAACGGAGUUCUCGUGUGGAAAGUAAUGCCUGGCUCUCCGGCUUACAAUGCUGGACUGCAACCGAAAGACAUAAUAACGCACGUGAAUAAGGAACUGGUGAUUAGUACGCAAAGCAUCUACAAAGCCUUAGAGCAAUCAGAAACAAUAGAUUUGCAGAUUUUAAGAAGAGGGCAGAUCAUACACGUAAAAGUUCAUCCAGAAGACAUAUAGUGAAGUAACGCCUUAAUAAUAAUAGCUGAAUUGAAGGAUCGUAUAAAAUAGGCAAGACAUUCAAUUAUAAACUUAUAAUAGCUCAAUUUGCUAAAUCUUUUUUCUUACAUUUGUAACGUACAUUUUGGUACAAUUAUCAGAGGUACACACAUGAUACAUAAA
Messenger RNA from Ooceraea biroi (clonal raider ant), 1702 nucleotides. It is a transcript of the gene HtrA2, whose product is annotated as HTRA2-related serine protease. Lineage: Eukaryota; Metazoa; Arthropoda; Insecta; Hymenoptera; Formicidae. Gene Ontology annotation, molecular function: serine-type endopeptidase activity; protein binding. The record is from RefSeq and is a predicted model, not a curated record. Gene Ontology annotation, biological process: programmed cell death; proteolysis; positive regulation of apoptotic process.